AUGAAAGCUUCCAAGAACCUGCGGAUAGGCGUAGAUGUGGGCGGUACAAACACUGAUGGAGUUAUCAUUGAUCCUAUGAGAUCAAAUGAAGAGGAUCGGGGAAUCGUUGCUUGGCACAAAGCUCCUACAACGGCCGAUCCUAGUCAUGGCAUCCACAACGCCAUCACCACCAUGUUUGAAUCCGCCUCAGUUGACCCAUCUUCGGUAGCCAGCGUAACCAUUGGAACAACCCACUUUGUCAACGCGGUUGUGACAAGGGAUCGUACACGUCUAUCACGAGUCGCAGUACUCCGCCUCUCAGGACUCUUUGGCAUGUACGCACCACCAUGUGUCGAUUGGCCGGAUUCCCUGCGCGAGAUUAUCCUCGGGCAUUAUGCGCUCAUCAAAGGAGGCUUGGAAGUGGAUGGUAGUUUGAUCUCCGAUAUUAAAGAACAGGAGAUUAUUGAGCAGUGUAACAUCAUCAAAGAGAAGGGGAUCAAGAGCAUUGUCGUGAAUGGUAUCUUCAGUCCGAUUGAUACUGUCGAAAAGCAAGAAGAGCGUACGGCUGAAAUCAUCAAACGCGAACUAGGCGAGCAUGUCGAUAUCGUUCUGAGUAAGACUGUAGCCAAUAUUGGAUAUCUGGAGCGCGAGAAUGCUGCGGUAUUGAACGCGUCGAUCUUGUCCUUUGCCCGGAAAACCAUCGCAUCAUUCCAGACGCCAAUCAAGACGUUGGGUCUCGAUUGUCCUAUAUUUAUCACGCAGAACGAUGGGACUAUAUUGAGUGGCAAAGCAGCAAGUCGGCUGCCAAUCAAAACCUUCUCAUCAGGGCCCACGAACAGUAUGCGCGGUGCUGCCUUCCUAGUAGGCAAACAAGAGAAUGGUGAAGCAAUGAUGGUCGUGGACGUCGGUGGCACCACUACCGAUGUAGGGUUACUGCUUCCCAACGGCUUUCCAAGACAGCAAGCUGCAUAUUCUGAGUUAUCUGGCGUGAGGAUGAACUUUUCCUACCCAGAUGUGAAGAGUAUAGGGUUGGGGGGUGGAAGCUUAGUCAGAAGAGUUCGUGAUCGUAUGCAGGUUGGCCCGGAAUCCGUAGGCUACAAGCUGCCCGAGAAGGCCCUAGUCUUCGGCGGUGACGUCCCAACAGCAACCGAUUAUACAGUUGCAGGAUCGUCCGACGUUGUCAUAGGCGAACCGGAAAAGGUACGCGGAAAACUUGUAGAUGAUGAUGUACAAGCCUUCAAGGACGAGACAAAGAGGAUGCUCGAAAGAAUCAUAGACACCAUGAAGACAUCGCCAGAAGAUCUUCCAGUUCUGCUUGUUGGGGGAGGUGCAGUGAUAGCCCCAGACGAACUACAAGGCGCAAGUCGAGUCAUCAAACCCCAAUGGUCUGGUGUAGCCAACGCUAUCGGUGCCGCCAUGGCAAGAGUCAGCGCCGUCAUCGACACUGUCAAGUCGACCGAGAAGCAUAGUCAAAAAGAACUAUUGGAGAUGAUCUGCAAGGAAGCGAUACAGAAGACUAUAGACGCAGGCGCGUCGGAGGAAACUGUCUCAAUCGUGGAAGUAGACGACAUUCCGCUAAAUUACGUCGCCCAUAAGACACGCUUUAUCGUAAGGGCUGCCGGCGACUUUGACUUCACACGAGCAGGCGACUUUGCAAACUUGAAUGUCAUAAAAGAGGAGGACGGUGCAGUGUAUCCACUUGGAGACGCAGGCAGUUCGAUUGCUGCACCUUCGAGUGAAGAUACGGCAGGUGGUAUUGACGCAGUCUCCGAGAUCGACAUCGCUACGUAUAAACCCAAAGUGAUCAACCGUAAAUGGUGGAUAUCCGAGACCGACCUCGACUGGAUAACAAUUGGCUGCUACAUUCUGGGAACGGGCGGUGGCGGAUCUCCUUACUCAACUAUGCUCCGGGUCCGUGGCAUAUUACGAGCUGGCGGUACAGUCCGUGUCGUCAGCCCUGACGACCUCGCAGACGAUGCUCGUGUAGGAAGUGGUGGUGGUGUUGGCAGCCCCACAAUCGGAGUUGAGAAGCUCUUUGCAGAUGACGUCAUGAUUGCUCAGAGGCAACUCUACAAACUCUAUCAGGGUGGCUACGCAACACACAUCAUACCACUUGAGAUUGGUGGUUCGAACGGAUUGCAAGGUCUCGUUCUAGGCGCUAGCACAAACAUGGACAUUCCUUGUGUAGAUGGGGAUUGGAUGGGCCGUGCAUAUCCAACGAAGUGGCAGACAACACCAGUCGUAUUCAACGAACGCGAAAUCAUCUUCGCGCCAGUAUGUGUAGCUGACGGUAACGGCAAUGUUAUAUACGUACCCACCGCAGCAAGCGACCUCAAAGUCGAACAGAUGAUCAGGGCAGCAUUGACUGAGAUGGGAAGUUCGAUCGGAGCAGCCGACGCGCCUGUCACAGGCAAGGAGACCAAGCGCUGGGCGGUGGAACAUACAAUAUCGCUAUCAUGGCGUAUUGGUCGCGAAGUAGUGAGGGCUCGGAAAGAGAACAGAAUCGACAGUGUCACAGAGUCCAUUAUCGACGCUGUUGGUGGCCCCGAAACAGGCCGCGUACUCUUCAAAGGCAAGAUCGUUGGCGUGGAGCGCAAGUUGCACGCUGGUCAUGCAUACGGUGAAGUCAUCAUCGAAGGAACGGGUGCAGAGUAUAAGGGUAGAAUCAAGAUACCUUUCAAGAACGAGAACAUCGCGGCCAUUCGUAUGCGCGAAGGUGAGGAUAACAAGACUGGGGAAGAGAAGAAUGAGGAUGUAUUAGCUAUUGUGCCUGAUCUCAUCGCCGUCAUCGAUGCGCAGAAUGGCGAGGCCAUUGGAACACCAGAGUACAGAUAUGGACUACUGGUUUCGGUCAUCGGGAUCAAUGCAAGCGAGCGCUGGACGAGCCCGCGAGGUGUUGAGAUUGGAGGUCCAAACGCUUUUGGAAUGAAUCACUUGGAGUACCGGCCACUGGUUUUAUAA
Messenger RNA from Pyrenophora tritici-repentis Pt-1C-BFP, 2940 nucleotides. NCBI's taxonomy places the organism in Eukaryota, Fungi, Ascomycota, Dothideomycetes, Pleosporales, Pleosporaceae. The record is from RefSeq and is a predicted model, not a curated record.